Messenger RNA from Drepanopeziza brunnea f. sp. 'multigermtubi' MB_m1, 2271 nucleotides. RefSeq lists its product as uncharacterized. Gene Ontology annotation, molecular function: DNA-binding transcription factor activity, RNA polymerase II-specific; zinc ion binding. Gene Ontology annotation, biological process: regulation of DNA-templated transcription. The record is from RefSeq and is a predicted model, not a curated record. Lineage: Eukaryota; Fungi; Ascomycota; Leotiomycetes; Helotiales; Drepanopezizaceae.
AUGGACGGCUCCCGAUUAAGAUUCCCGCCUGACAACAGUCGACGCGUAAAUCCCGCCUGCGAGCUAUGCCAAGUCGCCGUCAGUGUUCACGGUGACGAUUCCCAGAUGUGCGUGGAAUGUCACUGGUUGAACCACGGCCACGUUAUCAGACGUGAAUGCCGCAACUGCCGCACCGCGAGCCUGGAGUGUCAUGGCAUGUACAACACCAAGUGUGACAGGUGCUCCUUGAGGGGCAUUGAUUGCGUUUCCGAGGCCUCGCCCAGACGAUGCCAGAAAUGCGCGACUGCGAAGGCGAAGGCGAGAGGCAUCGGUUGGGUGUCUGUGCCGUCGCUGGCUGGAGAGGGCGAGAGCUUGAGCUCGAGCUCGCCGACCGUGCAGGACCGGAGGGUUGUUGAUGUUGGUGGCAAAGAACCUGAACCUGGACCUCAACCUCAACCUGGACGUGCCGGUCGCUCUCGGCUCCAUACGUACUGCAGCGGCUGCGGUGACAUUUUCUCUCAGUGUCUUGGUACGGGCCAACUAGAAGAGCAAUGUUAUCGAUGCGAAGUUGGCAAGGAAAGUGGCAAAGAGGGCCAGGUGAUGGUGCUGCGCACUUGCAUCAGCUGUUUUGAACCCAAGCUCGACCCGGGCAGUCUGGCGAGCUUCUGCGCACCAUGUGAGGCUUCGAGAGCCACCAUCCGCACCACGAAGAAUACAUCUCAAAGUUCGGGAUGCCGAGGCCCAAAGUCCGGGUGGGACUCCGCCGGCCGUGUCGAGAACAUCAUGCAUAUGGACCCGUUCAUGAGCAUCAGCGAGCUCGUGGAAGCCUUGCGCCAUAAUGCCGAGCCGCUCAGAAAGCUGUUCCCAUCCGUCUCGGUGUCGGUAUCCCAGAUGGCGCUCUUGCUCAGCAAGAACAACUUGGAAGAGGCUGCCGACUAUCUCACCCGGACGGGGUAUGACACCAGGCCGUCUACCAGGUGCGGGGUUGAUGAGCGCGGCUGUGAUGAUGCUCUUCCACCGUGUGCUGCGUGUCGAGAGACAAAGGGGCUCGCUUGUAGCUACAUGGAUAGAGAUGCAACCAAUAUGCAGUCAUCUGACAGCGACGCCAAACAGUUCUGCUCCAGAAACAGAGAUACCGGUAUCCAAGACCAAGACGAAGAUAAUCAAUCUAGUGUCACAGGGGCCCUGAAACCGCACCGAAACACCAGCUCCAGCACCAGCACCAGCACCAGCACCAGCAGCCACAGCCAACGCCACAGCUCCUUCAGUCAAAAGGCAUCCGGGUCCAGCUCCGAAGUUCCCCGCUUCCUGGAAUUCGUCAAUACCCGUCUCGAAGACCUCCGGCUCGGCCGCCAACCCUCUGCCAUCAUGCCCAGUUUCCCGCCAACCCUGCUCGGCGCGGCCUUCUCCGUCCGGCCUCCUUCUCCCUGCCUCGCGUGUCUGGAUCAACAAACCGCGUGUGCCUUCCACCCUCGGCCGGUGGACUACGGUGUGUUUAGCUCGAUGGUAGCGGCGCUGGCGAUCCAGGACCGAGAUCCGACGCUCGCGAUCCCGUGCCUGGCGUGUUUUGAUGGGGAGACGACAUGUGCGCAUCACGAGCAGCCCGAGGAGAGCGAGAAGACUGAGCGCGCGCUGAAAACUGCGCGGUCCUGCGGCAGUUGUCGACUGGCCAGGUUGGCAUGUGACGGGGCGAGGAAAGGCUGUUUGAAUUGCCAGGCUAGGGGGCUGGAUUGCAUGUACAUUUCUGGAGGUGCUCUGCCCUUGAGUGAAGCUGAUAUCCUUGACCCGGGCGUCCUACCAGCGCAGGAAGACUCCGACGUUCCACAGCCCCCUCGCGCAUGCGGUGGUUGUCGCAUGGUGAGCAUCACCUGCGACGCGCUCCGGCCGGGUUGUACGACGUGCAAGGAGAAGGGGCUGGACUGCAUGUACAUCGGGGGAGCUACUCCGCCUUCUUUUUCUGAGCCAGUGUUUGCCACCUUACUAGGCGGCGAGAAGGCUACUGGCAACGGCGGAGUCGCAGACGACAUCGCCUUGCAGCUCGACGACUCCGUGACCAUCGCCCCGCCCAGCAAGCAAAGCGGAGUGAACGCGUCGCAGCUUGACGACUCGAUCAUCCUCGCCGCAGCUCACGUCGGGGGCGACUUGGAUGUCAUCGACGACGGAGAAUCACAGAUGGAUGAGUUGGAAAGUGAGGACUGGGAAGUCGUGUCGCGCAAUGAGGAUUACGAGGUUGUCGAAGCGACGAAGAAGAAGAAGGGCGAGGAGUCACGCGGAACUUUUCGAUUCUGGUAG